Molecule: messenger RNA, 1054 nt
Organism: Andrographis paniculata
Lineage: Eukaryota; Viridiplantae; Streptophyta; Magnoliopsida; Lamiales; Acanthaceae
Product: 60S ribosomal protein L7-2-like
Exons: 7
Coding region: 117-854 (245 amino acids)
Biological process (GO): maturation of LSU-rRNA from tricistronic rRNA transcript (SSU-rRNA, 5.8S rRNA, LSU-rRNA)
Cellular component (GO): cytosolic large ribosomal subunit
Molecular function (GO): structural constituent of ribosome; RNA binding
Source: RefSeq, a predicted model, not a curated record
AAUAAGAACAAUGGUAUUUCCUAUAUUAGGGUUUGCGCCUCCCUUUGUCUGCAGAUCUCUCUCUGCAACAAAGAAGAAACCCUAGAAGGUGCUGCGGUUCAAGUUUCAACAGAGAGAUGAGCGACGGGGUAAAGGUUGGGAUACUCGUUCCCGAGUCAGUCUUGAAGAAACAAAAGCGAAAUGAGGAAUGGGCCCUUGCAAAGGCGAAAGAACUCGAGGAAGCAAAGAAGAAAAAAGCUGAGACUCGCAAGCUAAUCUGCAAAAAAGCGAAGGAGUAUGCCAAGGAAUAUGAAGAAAAUGAGAGGCAACUGAUUCAGCUGAAGCGUGAGGCUCGUUUGAAGGGCGGCUUCUACGUCAGUCCCGAGGCCAAGCUUUUGUUCAUCAUUAGAAUCCGUGGUAUUAAUGCAAUGCACCCGCAGACCAAGAAAAUUUUGCAGCUUCUGCGACUGAGACAGAUUUUCAACGGGGUAUUUCUGAAAGUUAACAAAGCUACACUGAACAUGCUUCACAGAGUCGAGCCAUAUGUUACUUAUGGAUACCCCAACCUUAAGAGCGUCCGAGAACUGAUUUACAAACGAGGCUAUGGGAAAGUGAACAAGCAGCGGAUUGCCUUGACAGACAACUCUAUCAUCGAGCAGACAUUGGGUAAGACGGGGAUAAUUUGCGUGGAAGAUCUCAUCCACGAGAUCAUGACGGUGGGGCCCCACUUCAAGGAAGCGAACAACUUUUUGUGGCCAUUCCAGCUGAAGGCACCCCUGGGCGGGUUGAAGAAGAAGAGGAACCAUUACGUCGAAGGCGGUGAUGCUGGUAACCGCGAGGAUUACAUUAACGAACUCAUUAGGAGGAUGAAUUAAGUAAGCUUUAUCGCAAUUUUGCUUUUGCUGCAUUAAAUCGAAUUUUCGAUCUGCUUCUUCAAGACUUAUUUAGUCGAAAACUUUGCAUUUUGGGCUUCUCUUGUCGUUCGGGUUAAUUAGUACUAUGAUUUGGCAUGCAAUUAAUGUUUAGUUUUGUCAAUUAUUGAGUUUGUGAUAUGCUGAAAUUGGAUUUUGACUUA